GGGUUAUUUAAACAUUAUAAACUAAAAAAAAGAAAGUGUAUUUUUUAAAAUAAUUAAAUUUAUAAUUAUGGUGGUGACUUCAGCACACAAAAUUCUUAUUUUCGUAGGAUUUUUAUCCGUCAUACAUGCUGCUUAUUCAGCAGCGCAACAUCGCUCUUAUCUGCGGAUAACUGAACAAGAAUUUACAACAUUGCCUAUAGAUAUCAUCAUUCAAGGUAUUCUCAGUCUUUUUGUGGUUAUGUACGGAGUAAUGUUUAUUGCAGGAGAUUUCAAAGAAAUCCGAGCUGUUGUAGAUUUGGAAAAUAAAUCAUGGGAAACUUUGCGCAAUCUACCUUCGUUUCAAGUAUUUAAUCAUAGAGGAAAAGCAAUGUCUCCUGACAAUUGUUUUUAAUUUUAUAGGUUCAUACAAAUAUAAAAAAUUGUAAAUUUAAUGUUAAUAAAAAAAAUUUCAAUUUAAUAAAUAAAUAAAAUAAUAUUAAAAACGUUAA
Leptopilina boulardi is the source of this 488-nucleotide messenger RNA. RefSeq names its product ER membrane protein complex subunit 5 (gene EMC5). Bases 68 to 391 code for a protein of 107 amino acids. Gene Ontology annotation, cellular component: Golgi apparatus; EMC complex; plasma membrane. The transcript is spliced from 3 exons. NCBI's taxonomy places the organism in Eukaryota, Metazoa, Arthropoda, Insecta, Hymenoptera, Figitidae. The record is from RefSeq and is a predicted model, not a curated record.